AUGCGAGAAGAGGAGGAGCGCGGAGCGCGCAGGGCGAGAGAGGAGAGAGAGCGAGAGCAGGACGACCGGAAGAGAGGCAGCACGAGAGCAGUAGGGAGCGGAGAGGAGGAGGGAGGAGAGAGCGAGGCGAAGCGCGAAGAAGCGAGCACGAGCGAGACGCUAGCGGGAGAGAGAGAAGCAGCGCGGUCGCGCGAGCGGCAGAGCGCGCCGAGCGCAGGCGCUCCGCGGAGCGACGAGAGAGCGGCAGAGACGAGCGAGAGCGAGGAAGAUGAGAAGCGCGCGCGGACGGACGCGCGGAGCGAGGGCGGACACGCUAGGAGCGAGACGAGGAGAGGCCUGCGGCGAGAAGCGAGGAGACGCGACCGUCGGUACGCGGAGCUGUCGGAGGAGCAGCUGCCCUCCUGUGAGAGCCUUAAAGACACAAUCGCCCGUGCCCUGCCGUUCUGGAACGACGUCAUCGCUCCUCAGAUCAAACAAGGGAAGAGGGUCCUGAUCGCUGCCCACGGCAACAGUCUCCGCGGCAUCGUCAAGCACCUGGAAGGGAUGUCUGACGAGGCCAUCAUGGAGCUCAACCUGCCCACCGGGAUCCCCAUCCUGUACGAGCUGGACAAGAACCUCAAACCCAUGAAGCCCAUGCAGUUCCUGGGAGACGAGGAGACCGUGCGGAAGGCCAUGGAGGCCGUGGCGGCUCAGGGGAAGGCCAAGAAGUAA
This is a messenger RNA of Knipowitschia caucasica, 711 nucleotides long. The record is from the annotation of a GenBank genome assembly. NCBI's taxonomy places the organism in Eukaryota, Metazoa, Chordata, Actinopteri, Gobiiformes, Gobiidae.